CCGUCUUUAAAAUAUAUUUAGACAUGCCCGAGGACAUAUUGACUUGUUAACUCUUUUUAAACAUCUCGACAGUGAUGACAGUGAUGUGGACAGUGAAGGUGAUUGGCAUGGGUUUGGUGGCCCUCUCGCUCAGUGUGGAGUUGCUUAGUCGGCUCCUGCGUCGCCUCAGGCCUGAGAGAAGUCUCAAUGAGGUCCUCUUCUUCCCCUCAGAGAUGGCCUGUGUGGAGCACAUCUUUACUCAAUCUUCACCUUUCUCCUGUUUCUGUUCGUUGCCUCAUGGUGUGGAGACCUCUUUUUCCCGUCUUCUUCGCCACAUCAUGUCUGCUUCCUCUACUCUGGAUUUGUGUGUUUUUGCCUUUUCCAACAUGGACCUGAGCAGGGCUGUAUUAGCACUGCAUGGAAGGAACGUAACCAUCAGGGUCCUCACUGACAGGCAUUACUCUGCCAUCACUGGCUCCCAGAUAGGGGUUCUCCGCAAGGCUGGAAUCUGUGUACGGUGCGACGUUGGCUCCGUGCACAUGCAUCACAAGUUUGCAGUGGUGGACGGCCAGCUGCUCAUCACCGGCUCCCUCAACUGGACACUGACAGCAGUGCAGAGCAACAUGGAAAAUAUCCUCGUCACUGAGGAGCCAGACCUGGUCCGACCCUUCAUCAAGGAGUUCCACAGGUUAUGGACACACAACGAUCCAGCUCAUUAACUCCCAUCAAG
This is a messenger RNA of Scomber japonicus (chub mackerel), 709 nucleotides long. RefSeq names its product phospholipase D family, member 6 (gene pld6). The transcript is spliced from 4 exons. Lineage: Eukaryota; Metazoa; Chordata; Actinopteri; Scombriformes; Scombridae. Gene Ontology annotation, molecular function: RNA endonuclease activity producing 5'-phosphomonoesters, hydrolytic mechanism. Gene Ontology annotation, cellular component: mitochondrion. Gene Ontology annotation, biological process: piRNA processing. The record is from RefSeq and is a predicted model, not a curated record. The coding region runs from base 75 to 698 and encodes 207 amino acids.